This is a messenger RNA of Striga hermonthica, 711 nucleotides long. NCBI's taxonomy places the organism in Eukaryota, Viridiplantae, Streptophyta, Magnoliopsida, Lamiales, Orobanchaceae. The record is from the annotation of a GenBank genome assembly.
AUGAAGCUUCCAUUUCUCUUCAAAUCCUCCGAAACAACCACCACCACCACCGCCGUGUCCUCCUCCGCCACUUCAUGGCGGUGGCCGGCCUGUGCCGCCCACCCCCGAACGCUCUCCUUCCGCGCCGAAUCCCCCACAGGCCGGAAAAGCCUCGACGUCGCCGGAACAUUUCCCGACCACAAUGACGACGAAGCUUCUUCGCCGGAACUGCAAACCGCCACAAAACUGUUGACGUCGUCCGAGAGGUUCUUUUUCAAGCCCGGGAGCUCGAAUUCCAUUCUCGAAGAAGCGAAAACGACGGGCCCACCGCCUCGAAAAAGUGCGGUAAUUUUGGUUAUGUUGGACUCCCACGACCCGGUUCGGGAUUUCCGAGCGUCGAUGGAGGAUAUGGUGGCCGCGCGCGGAGGUUGCGAUUGGGAGUAUCUCGAGAAUCUUCUCGAGUGCUACUUAAGGGAAAACGGCGAACGAAACCACGGAUACAUAAUCGGAGCGUUCGUCGAUUUGGUUUUCCGGCUCGACUCGGGAUCGGAACAUUCCUCCGCAGCUGUGGACGGGGAAGCUCGGCGCUCCUUCGCUUCAUCGACUCUUUCAUUUUCGUCGUCGUCAGCUUGCUCAUCGUCGUCUGCAAGCGCAUGUAAUUUACCUAAAAAUGGAGGGUGUUGUGAGGCGGCAUUUGACGGCGGCGCGCCGCUGCCGCCGGCGGGAGUUUGA